Molecule: messenger RNA, 1941 nt
Organism: Delphinapterus leucas (beluga whale)
Lineage: Eukaryota; Metazoa; Chordata; Mammalia; Artiodactyla; Monodontidae
Source: RefSeq, a predicted model, not a curated record
AUGGCAAUAGUGGUGGACUUGUGGGAAAAUCGCUGCUUGCCUCUCACCCAGGACACCAUCACAUCUUGCCGCUCUGACACAGUCAGCUCUGGUCGCCAUGUGGGCAGCUUCAGCUCUUGCUCAGCAAUGCCUCCCCAGAACCUGAACCACUUCCGGGCCAGCUCUGUCUCCUGCAGGAGUGGGCCCCGCUUCCAGGGUCUUAGCAGCUUUGGCAGUCGGAGUGUCAUCACGUUUGAAUCGUGCUCACCCCGGAUAGUAGCUGUGUGCCCUCGGCCCAUCCGCUACAGAAUUGGCCUUGGUUCUGGCAGUGGGAUGGCCUUUGGCUUUGGUGAUGGGAGCGGUGCUGGUCUGGGGUUUGGAGCUGGCAGUGGCCUCGGCUAUGGCUUUGGCGGCCCUGGCUUUGGCUACCAAGUUGGAGGAGCUGGAGUGCCAGCAGCCCCGUCCAUCACAGCAGUGACUGUUAACCAGAGCCUGCUGACCCACCUCAGCCUGGAGAUUGACCCUAAUGCCCAGAGGGUGAAGAAGGAUGAGAAGGAGCAAAUUGAGACCCUCAACAACAAAUUUGCCUCCUUCAUCGACAAGGUGCGGUUCCUGGAACAGCAGAAUAAGCUCCUAGAGACCAAGUGGAACUUCCUCCAAGAGCAGAAAUAUGCCAGGAGCAACCCGGAGCCCCUCUUCGAGAACUACAUCACCAGCCUGCAGAGACAGCUGGACGUAGUGAACAGCGAACGGGCCCGGCUGGAGGCUGAGAGGAACAACAUGCAGGAUGUCCCUGAGGGUUUCAAGAAGAAGUAUGAAGAGGAGGUGGGACUCGUGGCCAACGCUGAGAAUGGGUGUGUGGCUCUGAAGAAGGAUGUGGAUACAGCUUUCUCAAAUAAGUCUGAUCUAGAGGCCAACGUGGAUACCUUAACUCAGGAUAUCAACUUCCUGAAAACCCUAUACAUGGCGGAAAUCCAGUUGCUGCAGUCACACAUCUCUGAGACAUCAGUCAUCGUGAAGAUAGACAACAGCCGGGACCUGAACUUUGAUGGGGUCAUCACCGAUAUCGAGGCCCAGUAUGAGGAGAUGCGGGUGACAGCUGGCCAACACUGUGACAACCUGCGUAACACUCGGGAUGAGAUCAAUGAGCUGACCCGCCUGAUCCAGAGGCUGAAGGCAGAGAUCGAGCACGCCAAGGCUCAGCACUGCAAGCUGGAGGCCGCUGUGGCCGAGGCAGAGCAGUGGGGCGAGGCAGCCCUCAGCGACGCCAAGUGCAAGCUGGCGGAGCUGGAGGCUGCCCUGCAGCAGGCCAAGCAGGACAUGGCACGGCAGCUGAAGGAGUACCAGGAGGUGAUGAAUGUCAAGCUGGCCCUGGACAUCGAGGUCGCCACCUAUAAGCGCCUGCUGGAAGGCGAGGAGUCCAGGAUCUAUGAAGGUGUUGGACCAGUAGACAUAUCAGUGAGCAGUUCCCGGGGCGGCCUGGUGUGCGGGCCCGAGCCUCUGGUCACCACCUGCAGCCUCUCCCGCGGCGGGGUCACCAUCUCGGGCCGCAGCAGCAACCGGUCCAGCGGCUUCUGGAGCUCGAAUGUGGGCGGGGCCCAGGUCGUGGGCGGUGGGGACCCGCUGAGCGCGGGCUUCCGGGGAGGGAGCUCCGUGCUUGUGGGCGAGACCUGAGCCCCCAGCGUCCCCUGCCUGCUGCCCACUGAAGGCGGUUUCAGCAGCCACGGCUCCAGCGUCCACUUCGUGUCCACCACCACCUCGAACCGAGCGCCGGCCAGCCACCGACCAGGAAGAACCAUCUCCACGGCUUCUGCUUCUGUCCCCAAAGUGCCCGGACUCUGGGCCGAGGGCGCUCUAGGAGAAGGUCCUUUCCUUCUCUUCCUGACCCAGAAGGAUCCACCGUUUUUGGUGGGCCAAGGGAUCCCUGAGUCCCCAGAGAUGGUUCUUCUCCGAGUGGCAUAG